Molecule: messenger RNA, 2243 nt
Organism: Nematolebias whitei (Rio pearlfish)
Lineage: Eukaryota; Metazoa; Chordata; Actinopteri; Cyprinodontiformes; Rivulidae
Product: MAGUK p55 subfamily member 3
Exons: 19
Coding region: 310-2052 (580 amino acids)
Cellular component (GO): cell-cell junction; plasma membrane
Molecular function (GO): protein binding
Source: RefSeq, a predicted model, not a curated record
GGAAGACACAGGAGACUGACUGACGGUCGGAGGGGGUGAAGGGGCGGUUCACGGAGAAAUAAAACCCUGAUGUGUUGCAGCCAGUUUCACACCGAGUCAACGGAGAGAGGGAGAAGACAAAGGGGGGACAGGACGGAGGGUUUUUUGUCCCUUUGAGCGGAGCGAAGACAAAGAGACGGAGAUGAAGGCACGCGGCUCAACAAGUCUGUGAUUUCUAACUUCAUCUGCACGUGAGGAACUGAAGAAAACUGGAGCUUUUGUGAGAACCUGCAGAUGUGAUUCGUCUCCUCGUCUUCUGAAUGAUUAAACAUGCCCAUCGUGUCUGCAAGUGCAGGGCUGCAUGAGACUCUGGCCCUUCUCACAUCUCAGCUUCACCCUGAUGCCAACCACAAAGAGGACCUAGUCUUCCUCAGAGAUGUCUUCAGUGAAAAAAGCAUCAGUUACCUCAUGAAGAUCCACGAGAAGCUGAAGCAGUACGAGAAGUACAGUCCCACUCCAGUCCUGCACAGCGCCUCCUAUCUGGCAGAAGAUCUGGCAGAGGAGCUUCAGAAUGGACCGCUGCAGGAAGAUGAGCGAGAACUCCUCCUCCUGCUGAGCACUCCUCAUCUAAAGGCAGUUCUGUCAGCUCAUGACAUUGUGGCCCAGAAGAAGUUUGACCCGGUGCUUCCACCCCUGCCGGAAGAUUUGGACGAUGACUUUGAUGAAGAGUCAGUGAAGAUCGUCCGCCUGGUUAAGAACAAGGAACCUCUGGGAGCAACUAUUCGCAGAGACGAGGCCACAGGAGCUGUGAUUGUGGCCAGAAUCAUGAGGGGAGGGGCAGCUGACCGCAGUGGUUUGGUGCAUGUAGGAGAUGAGCUUCGAGAAGUUAACGGGAACCUGAUAACUCACAAAAGACCUGAUGAGAUCAGUCAGAUUCUGUCUCAGUCACAAGGCUCCAUCACACUGAAAAUCAUCCCAGCUGUUGCAGAAGAUGACAAACUGAAGGAGAGCAGGGUUUACCUUCGAGCUCUGUUUGACUACACACCUUUUGAGGACAAAGCUACACCAUGCCAAGAGGCUGGACUUCCUUUUAAGCGGGGGGACAUUCUUCAGGUGGUAAGCCAGGAGGACGCCACCUGGUGGCAGGCCAAGAGGGUGGGCGACUGUAACCUGCGAGCUGCCCUCAUCCCCGCCACACAGUUUCAGGAGAGACGCCUGAGAUACAGAAUAAAAAUGGGUUCCUGUCCUUCUCCAGUCCCCUCCAACGCUCCUACAUAUGAUCUCACUGAUAAAGAAGACUGUGACGGUAAAGGUGCUCAGAAUGGAAAGGACGAAGCCAGCCUGCGCAGGAGUUUCCGCCUCAAGAAAGAUCGUCAGGGUCCAGAAACACAAACUCCCGAUGCCAACCACUCAGAGUUUCUGAUUUAUGAAGAAGUUGCGCAUUAUUUGCCACGAGCUGGUGAGAGGCCCCGCCUUAUAGUACUGAUGGGUUCAUUAGGAGCUCGGGUCACGGAGUUGAAACAGAAGGUGAUAGCGGAGAAUCCUCGACGAUACGGUUUGGCUGUGCCUCAUACCACCCGAGCCAGGAAGAGCCACGAGAGAGAAGGAGUGGAGUACCACUUCAUCAGCAGAGCAGCGUUUGAGGCCGAUAUUCAGAGCGGCAAGUUUAUUGAAUAUGGGGAGUAUAAAGAGAAUCUGUACGGCACCAGUUUAGAGUCCAUCCACCGAGUUUUGAAUCAGAACAAAGUCUGUUUGGUGGAUGUUCAGCCUGAGGCUCUAAAGACGCUCCGAACAGCCGAGUUCAAACCGUUUGUCAUUUUUGUGAGACCUCGCAUGUUUGACGGUCAAAGAAAACUCUUCGGUUCGUCUUCCUCGCUCAGUGCAGGGAUCACGGAGGAGGAUCUCCAGGAAAUGAAGCAGUCGGCAGAGAGGAUGGACGAGUGCUUCGGCCACUGGGUGGACUACGUCUUGGUGAAAGAGGACCCACUGAGUUCCUUAGCAGAGCUUCAGAACGUUCUGGAGAGGGUGCAGACAGAGCUGCAGUGGGUGCCUGCGAGCUGGGUGAGGCGCUGACUCAACUUCCUGUUUGUUCCAGGAGGUAAAACCGAACUGAUCACUGUGCGAGGACUCAACUGUGGAGCCAUCAAGUGUUUACUGCCAUGAUUUAUUUUUCCACGUGUGGGUUUGUGAUCGUCGAGUGAUGUCAUCGUUGUUGUUUCCAGCCUGAACACCAGACUGUUGUAGCAAAACGUUAUAGUAUGCAC